Messenger RNA from Wallemia ichthyophaga EXF-994, 960 nucleotides. Its product is annotated as PHO85 cyclin-1. Gene Ontology annotation, molecular function: protein kinase binding; cyclin-dependent protein serine/threonine kinase regulator activity. Lineage: Eukaryota; Fungi; Basidiomycota; Wallemiomycetes; Wallemiales; Wallemiaceae. Gene Ontology annotation, biological process: regulation of cyclin-dependent protein serine/threonine kinase activity. Gene Ontology annotation, cellular component: cyclin-dependent protein kinase holoenzyme complex; nucleus. The transcript has 2 exons. Bases 1 to 960 code for a protein of 319 amino acids. The record is from RefSeq and is a predicted model, not a curated record.
AUGACCAACAUGAUUCUCUCACCUCCAGCAACGCCUAUGUUCACCGAGAUGAAGGACACUCCAGAGAACUUGUCUUCGUUUGUGCAGACAUUCGUUGCAUCAACGUUCCCUCCAUCCAAGAAGCAGAUGCAGACAAACAUAUACACACCACCCGCCUCUCCAAUGUCACCGCAAUUCAACCAAGGUCCACACUCUGAGCUUCAAGACUUUGCAUACUAUAUAAUAACGCGUGCUGAGCUCUGCACAGAAGCAGCGCUAUGCGCAUUGGCUCUGUUAGCACGUCUUCGCAGAAGAUUGCCUCGCGCAAGAGCUGAAUCAGGUCCAAGACUCUUCCUUGCCGCUAUGAUUGUCGCAUCCAAGGGACUCUUCGAUAUCGCAUACAAUAACCCUGGAUGGUAUGAAAUAGCUGCAGGCUGUCCUGCUAUUGAAGCAGACUUUGCCUUGGCAGACAUUAACUUGAUGGAGCGCCAGCUGCUAGCACACUUGGAUUAUCGUGUUGCCGUAUUUGGUGAUGAAAUUCUCGCUUUACGUAGAAUAUACACCACUGGAUCAGUACAGCAACCAUUGGUGAAAUCGCAAUCUACCAACACGUCAAUCAACAGCCUCAUCACGCCACCACCAUCACCGCUAGAUAUGCCAUUCUUAGAUCAAUCACAGUCACAAUCGCAAUCGCAGUCACAAUCAUUCAAUGAACCAGUGCCACCACCACGCCCAUACAAGUCACGCGUCAGAAAUUCAAUUGGAGGUACACAAGAUAUUCAGCAAUAUCAAACAUUCGCUGAGCCAAUGACAAUUUAUGCGAGAAGACCGCGUGCAGUACCACUGCCACCACUGUUGCCUGUUCAAUCGAGCGCAUGUUCAAUGGAGACAGGACCAUUCACAGCACCUAUUAAUAGCCAAGCACCACAGUAUCCUCAGUCAUUUGAGAAUACAACACGCUCACACCGUCGCUGGCUCUAA